AGGAGAAUUUAGGGUUCUUCGCGGAUGGAAACGCCACAGGCGGGAGGAGCUGGCCAUGGCGACGACGCGUGGAGGGGCAGCAGCUGCGAUCCGGCAUUGCCCUUGGAGUCGGAUCCCAAGAAGCAGCAGCAGCAGCAGCAGGGCGAAGAGGCGUGGAAUUGCGCAGGGGGCGAAGGCGAUGAUGAGCGCCCGAGGAAGAAGCUGCUGCUCCACGAUCCAGCAGCGGCGGGGGCAUUGAGCAGCUGGAGCCCUAAUCCGGGCCUGGCGGGCGCGGGAAUAGCGAAUGCGAGCGCGGGGGGCGAUGGCGGGGGAUGGAUGCCCUCGGCGGCGGACAAGAUGGAAUAUUCCAUGGAAGCUGACAAUGGAAAAAACAACAUCCCCCAACUCGUGCUUGAGGAAAGGAAGGAAAUGAAGGAGGAGAUGGAGGCGAUGGCGAUGGCGGCCAGGAAGGAGGGAGCGCCGCCUUUUGUGCCUCCUGCGCUCGCGCCACCGUCUCUUCCUUCUAGGGGUAAUUUCGAGCAGCCCAUCAAGGAGGAGGCUGGAUCGGAGGAGGCUGAGGAGAGGCCCAAGAUCAUCGCUGCUACUGACGAUGACAAGAGGAAGGCGAGGGAUCCCCACCACCACCACCAUCACAAGCGGGAUCGCGAUGGGAACGCCAAGGUCGAAGAGGAGAAGCACGAGGACGUGAAGAUGGAGGCUGGAGGAGGCGACGACGCCAUCGCCAAUAGCACCGGCAUCAAAGGCAAGGAUAGAUCUGUGGAGAACAACGCCGCGACCGAGGACGAGAUCAUGGAGGACGCUGCUCAGCCAGUUGACAAAGAUAAGAUUGUCCAGCAGCGGAAAAGGAUGUCCCGGCAGCGAGGCGAGGGGCGAUCGAGGUUUAGAUCCAAGGAUCGAGAAGGAUGGCUCGGUGCUCGUGCCGAAUCGUCUGCCGUGACUUACAAGAUCGGUGAAGGCCUGCCCGAGCUAGCGAAGCUUUGGAAGGAGAGUGCGUCCAGUUCUUCCGAGGGUGGGAGCAAUGGCGGAGCUGCUCCACUUUUGGAAGUGAGAGUGGCUGCUGAUCUAGCCACAACAUCCAACAGACAGGUUCGUGGGAGCCAACUUUGGGGAACAGACAUCUACACCGAGGAUUCCGACCUCGUUGCUGUUCUCAUGCACACCGGCUACUACAGUCCGACUGCAUCGCCUCCCCCGUCUUGCAUUUCAGAAAUUCGAGCAACGCUGCGCGUCCUUCCUCCACAAAACGGCUAUAAAUCAACUUUGAGAAACAGCGUCCGAUCGCGUGCCUGGGGCGCUGCCAGCGGCUGCAGCUACAGCAUCGAGCGUUGCCGUAUUGUGAAGUCCGGAGGCGGAUUUGCAGAUUUGGAACCUUGCUUGAACAGGAUGCCAGUUGUAGCUCCAACGCUUGCUCCUGCUGCAAUGGAGCGGACCAUGACUACACGAUCGGCAUCAUCGAAUGCUCACCGGCAGCAACGGUUUGUUCAAGAAGUUACGAUCCAGUAUAACUUAUGCAAUGAGCCCUGGCUGAAGUACAGCAUGAGCAUCGUUGCGGACAGGGGCUUGAAGAAGUCACUCUACACGUCUGCGCGUCUCAAAAAGGGAGAUGUCCUCUACUUGGAGACGCACUCACACAGGUACGAGCUGUCCUACGAUGGCGAGAAGGCAUCCUCCAACGGGACAGCCCCAGCUACAACAACAGCGACCUCGUCCCAAGCUCCAUCUCAAGCUCCGGAAAAGCCCAGCAAAGAUAAAGCGCCCUCGAGCGACAAGGAGAAGCCGCAUUCUCACAAUGGCUUUUGUGACAAGAACGGGGACUACGCCGAGCACUACAAGUGGGCUCGAUGCAACGUUCCUUUGCCGCUGUCCAUUGUCCGAUCCAAAGGAGUGCCGCUCCCUCCAGAUUGCGUCCAGGUUCUCGAGGAGAGUUUGACGUGGGAAGAGGUCCAAUGGUCGCCCACUAGCGUUUGGGUCCGCGGCAAAGAAUUCCCGCUCGCAAGGGCCCAGUUUCUUUCUCCUGGAGUUUCCCCGUGAUGACAAUGCAAGGAGAUUUUUUUUUGUUCCAA
Molecule: messenger RNA, 2063 nt
Organism: Selaginella moellendorffii
Lineage: Eukaryota; Viridiplantae; Streptophyta; Lycopodiopsida; Selaginellales; Selaginellaceae
Exons: 10
Coding region: 25-2031 (668 amino acids)
Source: RefSeq, a predicted model, not a curated record